GUUUGCCGGAAAAAUAAAAAAAAAUAAAAAACCCUAUUUUUGGUAAAUAAAACCCACCAAAACAUAAACGGUAGCAUCGCCGCUGAAAAGAAAAAAAAAAACAGAACAUUAAUUCCUCUGCUGUACGGUUGUUGUUGCCGUGUUGCAAACCAGCUUUGGUUUCUGUGUUCUCCUUAUUUGGGAGUUUUGCUUCUUUUUUUUAACAUUUUGUUUGGUGUGUUUUUUGGCAAAGGAGGUGGGUGGGCCCCAGCACAAGUUUGAAACGCUCGGGGGCCGAGCCAAAACGGAGGAGAGAGAGACCAAACUCUUUGUUCGUACCGUACAACGAUUGACAGAUGGCCGCGUCGCGUGGUUCGUCGUCUUCCACGAACGGGUUGUUGCCGACGUCGUUGUCGGAGCGGAACCACCACGACAUGGAGGCCGGGGGAAGGGGAGGAGGGGAAAGGGUGGGACUGGAGACCGAGUUCAACGACGACGACGCUGCCGCGGCGAACGACAUGCCGACCGAUCCCUUCGACAUUGCCCACACCAAGAACGCGCCUCCCGCGACGCUCAGGAGAUGGAGGCAAGCGGCACUAGUGUUAAAUGCUUCCAGACGGUUCAGGUACACUAUGGACUUGAAAGCGGAAGAAGAAAAAGAAAAUAGCAGGCGGAUGAUUAGAUCCCAUGCACAAGUCAUAAGAGCAGCAUUGCUUUUCAGAUUGGCAGGAGAACGGGAACUUGGGAUUGGCACAACAGUUGCGCCCCCAACUCCCAGUGGUGAUUAUGGAAUUGCACUAGACGAACUUGUUACAUUGACCAGGGAGAACAACAUUACCGCUUUACAGCAAUAUGGAGGGGUUAAAGGCAUAUCAGCGUUGCUAAAAUCGAAUGCGGAGAAGGGAAUUGAUGGGGUUGAAACAGAUGUAGUAAAACGAAAGGAAGUGUUUGGAUCAAAUACAUAUCCUCGGAAAAAAGGGCGGAGUUUCUUGAGAUUCCUUUGGGAAGCUUGGCAAGACUUAACUCUUAUAAUCUUGAUCAUAGCUGCAGUCGUGUCAUUGGGACUCGGAAUAAAAACUGAGGGUCUGGAGGAAGGAUGGUAUGAUGGAGGAAGCAUUUUCUUUGCUGUGUUUCUUGUUAUAAUUGUUACAGCUGUUAGUGAUUAUCGGCAAUCUCUUCAGUUCCAAAAUCUUAACUCGGAAAAACAAAAUAUACAACUGGAGGUCCUGAGAGGCGGUAGAUCAGUAAAGAUCUCAAUAUUUGAUAUUGUGGUUGGUGAUGUUGUACCACUCAGAAUAGGUGAUCAAGUCCCUGCUGAUGGAAUCUUAGUCACUGGUCAUUCACUUGCUAUCGAUGAAUCUAGCAUGACUGGUGAAAGCAAGAUUGUUCACAAGGAUCAGAAAGCACCUUUCUUAAUGUCAGGUUGCAAAGUGGCUGAUGGAGUGGGUACUAUGCUGGUAACUGGUGUUGGGAUCAAUACUGAAUGGGGAUUGUUGAUGGCAAGCAUCUCAGAGGAUACUGGUGAAGAAACUCCUUUACAGGUGCGUUUGAAUGGAGUUGCAACUUUUAUAGGCAUAGUUGGGCUUUCAGUAGCUGUUUUGGUGCUUGCCGUCCUUUGGGCCAGAUACUUCACUGGAAAUACAAGAGAUCUAGAUGGAAAAGUCCAGUUUAUAGCUGGUCAGACUAGAAUUGGCAAAGCUUUUGAUGGAGCAAUAAAAAUUUUCACGAUUGCUGUCACCAUUGUGGUUGUUGCAGUCCCUGAGGGGCUACCUUUGGCCGUUACCUUGACGCUAGCAUACUCAAUGAAGAAAAUGAUGGCAGAUAAGGCAUUGGUCCGUAGGCUGUCAGCCUGUGAAACUAUGGGUUCAGCAACAACGAUUUGCAGUGAUAAAACUGGGACAUUGACUUUAAAUCAGAUGACUGUGGUUGAGGCAUAUGUUGGGAGAAAGAAGAUAAAUCCACCAGAUGAUUCCUCACAGUUGCAUCCACUGGUUUCCACUCUGUUAAGUGAGGGCGUUGCGCAGAAUACCACUGGCAAUGUAUUUGAGCCAACGCAGGGUGGUGAAGUAGAGAUUUCUGGAUCUCCUACGGAAAAGGCUAUACUUUCUUGGGCAUUCAAGUUGGGAAUGAAGUUUGGUGUUAUCAGAUUGGAGUCUACAGUCCUUCAUGUCUUCCCUUUCAACUCAGAGAAAAAGCGAGGUGGUGUUGCAGUAAAGCAGGCUGACUCUAAUGUUCAUAUACAUUGGAAAGGAGCAGCGGAGAUACUUUUAGCCUCAUGCACAGAGUACCUUGACUCAGAUGGUUGCUUGCAUAAUAUUAAAGAUGACAAGGAAUUUUUCGCGACAGCUAUUAAUGACAUGGCAGAGAGCAGUUUGCGGUGUGUUGCCAUUGCAUAUAGACCAUAUGGAUUGGACAAAGUUCCUACCGAUGAAGAGCAAUUAAGUCAAUGGGCAUUACCAGAAGAUAACCUUGUCCUGCUUGCUAUUGUUGGCAUAAAGGAUCCUUGUCGUCCUGGUGUCAGAGAUGCAGUGAAACAAUGCACAGAAGCUGGUGUCAAGGUACGCAUGGUCACUGGAGACAAUCUUCAAACAGCAAAAGCGAUCGCGUUAGAGUGUGGAAUACUACUUUCACUUGAAGAUGCUACUGAGCCUACUAUCAUUGAAGGAAAAGUAUUCCGUGAAUUGUCUGAAAGGGAAAGGGAACAACUCGCCAAGAAAAUAACAGUAAUGGGCAGAUCUUCUCCCAAUGACAAGUUGUUGCUUGUGCAAGCAUUGCGUAAGGGAGGUGAAGUUGUUGCAGUAACAGGGGAUGGCACUAAUGAUGCUCCGGCACUUCAUGAGGCAGAUAUUGGUCUUUCUAUGGGCAUUCAAGGAACUGAAGUUGCUAAGGAAAGUUCGGAUAUCGUUAUCUUGGAUGAUAAUUUUGCGUCUGUUGUAAAGGUUGUUCGCUGGGGACGUUCUGUGUAUGCAAAUAUUCAGAAAUUUAUCCAAUUCCAACUUACUGUUAAUGUUGCCGCUCUUGUAAUUAAUGUUGUGGCCGCAAUCUCUUCUGGUCGUGUUCCUUUAAAUGCAGUACAGCUUCUGUGGGUUAACUUGAUCAUGGAUACUCUAGGAGCCCUUGCGUUGGCUACCGAACCACCUACAGACAACCUUAUGCAUAGAACACCAGUUGGCCGAAGGGCACCUCUUAUAACGAACAUCAUGUGGAGGAACCUACUCAUUCAGGCUAUGUAUCAAGUUACUGUCCUCCUUGUCCUCAACUUUUUGGGAAAUAGCAUUCUUGGUCUGCAGCAGGAUGUCCCAAAGCAUGCCGUUGGUGUGAAGAAUACUGUCAUAUUCAAUGCAUUCGUCUUUUGUCAAAUUUUCAACGAGUUCAAUGCUCGAAAGCCUGAAGAAAUAAAUGUCUUCACUGGAGUGACCAAAAACUACCUCUUCAUGGGAAUAAUAGGAAUUACAUUUGUACUUCAGAUAAUCAUCGUCAUGUUCCUCGGAAAAUUUACAAAAACGGUUAGACUAUCAUGGCAGCAAUGGCUCAUAUGCUUGGGAAUUGCCAUUGUCAGUUGGCCUCUUGCCAUUAUUGGAAAACUAAUUCCGGUCCCAAAGACUCCGUUUUCCCAGUACUUCAGUCGGCCUAUUCAGCGGUGCAGAAAUUCUCGUAAUCGUAAUACCUAAUGCUCAUCUCCCUAGUUGUGUUCUGUACGCAUGCUAUCAAACCAUCAGUCUCCAGAUCUUCGAAACUUGGAGCAAGGAUCACGCUAGGCAUCCGAGUUUCUUCUUACUACGAGAAAUAAAUGAGGAAAAUCAACGGUUAUCGUUCUCAAAACUCAACUCAUUUGGUCUUUCAAACUAGGAGGAUUGGCAUUUGGCCAAGACGGAUUACAUCCUUCUCCACGGAAAUGCCCUUCCCGGCUUUUCCACCUCUUCGUCUCUCAGGGCAAUCUCUCAUUUUUUUUGUCUGAAAGUCUUUAUUCCGGCGUAUGGGGAUGGUUAUAGCCAAGUGUUGGUUUGGCAAAGAUUUGUAUAUCCAAUUUUAGCAAAUUUGCCGUGUAAUUUUUUAGCCAAGUGUAAAUAGAACGCUGCUCUCAACAAUUUUCAAAUUUUCUUGAGCAAUUUUAUCAAUCAAAUGAGAAUUCAAAUUAAA
This is a messenger RNA of Malus domestica (apple), 4119 nucleotides long. RefSeq names its product calcium-transporting ATPase 9, plasma membrane-type. Gene Ontology annotation, biological process: calcium ion transmembrane transport. The record is from RefSeq and is a predicted model, not a curated record. Gene Ontology annotation, molecular function: P-type calcium transporter activity; calmodulin binding; ATP hydrolysis activity. Lineage: Eukaryota; Viridiplantae; Streptophyta; Magnoliopsida; Rosales; Rosaceae. Gene Ontology annotation, cellular component: intracellular membrane-bounded organelle; plasma membrane.